This is a messenger RNA of Rhodotorula toruloides NP11, 1617 nucleotides long. Its product is annotated as protein of unknown function DUF2235. Lineage: Eukaryota; Fungi; Basidiomycota; Microbotryomycetes; Sporidiobolales; Sporidiobolaceae. The record is from RefSeq and is a predicted model, not a curated record. Bases 1 to 1617 code for a protein of 538 amino acids. The transcript has 9 exons.
AUGAAGCGCCUGAUUCUCUUUUGCGACGGCACACUCGAGGACGCCGAUACGCAGAAGGACCUCGACUUGUACACCAACAUCGGAAGGCUGUCAAGGGCGGUCAAGGAGCUGGACGAGCGAGAGAAUCCGCCGGUCGAGCAGAUCAAGUUCUACCAGAGCGGAGUCGGUACGGACGAGGCCGCGUUGGGUGGACUCGUCACGGGCGCGCUGGGACGCGGCAUGAUGCAGAAAGUACGCGAUCUGUACGACUUUGUGGCAUUGAACUGGGAGAUGGGCGACGAGAUAUACCUGUUCGGGUUCUCGCGUGGCGCCUACACCGUUCGCCUGCUUUGCUCUCUACUGAACGUGAUCGGCAUCCUCCCACCCCGUUCCUACCUCCACCUCUUCCCCUCGAUCUUCGCGGCCCUCGACUCCCACACGGGCAAGAAUGACUCGGACGACCACCGUGCCCUGAGCGAGGUGACGAAGCUGUUGAGGCCGCUUGAGGGGUUCAGGAGGGAACAGGUCAAGGCGUUGGAGGGGAAGUUUCUGGUCAAGUGCGUCGGGGUCUUUGAUACGGUCGCAACCCGUGGCCGUCCAACCUCCCUCCGCCUCGACCCCCCCUCUCCCUCCUCUACCUCUCCACGUUUCAACUCCUUCGGCUUCGACGAGUCCAUACUCGAGCCCAUCGUCGAAAACGCCUUUCAGGCACUUGCGAUAGACGAGAGGAGGAUCGACUUUAGGCCGGUCUUGUGGAAUCGGUAUGGGGCUGUCGGGGGUGGGAAAGGAGGGCAGGGAGGGAUUCCGGGACAGAGGUUGUUGCAGGUCUGGUUUCCGGGCGCACAUGCGGACAUUGGCGGCAGCUACAAAGAGUCUGACCUAUCCUUUCUCACGCUCUCCUGGCUCGUCUCCGAGACCGAAUCCUUCCUCGCGUUCGACUACGACUACCUCCGCCGACUCGUGGUUGGGAAGGCGGUGGCGCCUUGGGGAGCGAUGGAAGCUCAUCAGUCUCGUAUAGGAGAGUUCCGCCUCGCGCCGCCCAUGGACCGCCUCCUUCCCACUUCCUUCAACCCCGCAACCUGCGAGUACUACCACCCCUCCGUCCUCGCUCGACCGCCAUCACAAAUCCGCCCGGACCUCCUUCCGCUACUCAAGAAGCCUGAGCUGUUCGUCAAGCUUGGCACGUGGGAGCAGGCGGUGAAGAGAGAAUGGACGCUGGCGACGAAGUUGGCGAAGGUUGGAGAGGGGCAGGAGAAGGCCGCGGUUGGUGGAGGUGCGGGUAUGGCGGGAGGGAGUCAAGAUGUCGCAAGGCCGUCGUCAGUCACGUCUUUCACCGACAAUGAGUCGCCGCAUCCAUCGCUGGCGUCAUCGACCUCGUCCCUCCCGCUCGACAAGCCGGCCUUUGUAUCCUCCGCGACUUCCCUCCCGCCUUACCUGCCUUCGACCACCCUCCCCGCCUACCCACGCGCCCCUGUGACUGCCCCGUCGACACAGCCGCCGUUCGACGAGGACCCGGACCCGUUCGCGGUGCUUUCGAGACGCAAGAAGGGUGAACCGACGGUGCUGGCGUCAGCGCGGCGUCUCCUCCACCGCCUCGAGAGUCGUGGACGCCACAUCGUCGCUCAGCGGUAUGCGUAG